CGUCGGGGAAGCAGCAGCAGCAAUGAUAUGGUCUUCGCUGCUUGUUGCUUUUGUUGUUGUUGCUGUCAUCGACGGCGACAGCAAGGCCGGGAUCGCCUGGCAGGUCCUGGAGUUUGUCCGCCCAGAACCUGAGGCGCGAGUAGUUUUGCCAGACAUGGUUGACGAUGAUAGUAGUAGUGGUGGCGGUGUCAACUGUCCGGCGAAGUCGUAUUUUUUUUUCUCGGUUUCUAUCGAUAGGUGUCGGAUAGAAGGCCGAGCGAGCAAAUAUUGAUGGAAAUGAUAGUAUAUUCCGUCCGUUCGGAAUAUACUAUCGAAAAUAGGGCGGCAGAAUUAUGGCCCCUAUCCGGCAGGUUGAACGACGCUCCUUGGUAUUGUCGUAUAGCCGAGCAAGGAGCGAGUCUACCUAAUAGAUGCGGGAUCUAUGACGGCGUUAGUUAGAUGAGUUGUGUUGUUUUAUCUUGUGUUGUGGAUAAUAAUGGUGGUAUUUGGUACACAGACGAUGACGAUAGCAACUUCAAAUAUCGAAACUGGGCCAUCAAUAGAAUGUAAACUUACUAAGGAC
Molecule: messenger RNA, 562 nt
Organism: Daldinia caldariorum
Lineage: Eukaryota; Fungi; Ascomycota; Sordariomycetes; Xylariales; Hypoxylaceae
Exons: 1
Coding region: 23-271 (82 amino acids)
Source: RefSeq, a predicted model, not a curated record